This is a messenger RNA of Peronospora farinosa, 417 nucleotides long. Lineage: Eukaryota; Oomycota; Peronosporomycetes; Peronosporales; Peronosporaceae. The record is from the annotation of a GenBank genome assembly.
AUGCGGCUGCUGACGCACAAUAUGCUCGUAUGCCAUGUCAAGGCGUGUGCUGAUACGGCUGGACGCGACGUAGACGCUCGUCCACUUAAUUUUCCACUGAAAAUUGUACCAGAGAUGGAUGGUGUUGUUGUACUUAAGACACAGUUCAGUAAAAGUUUUAUGCUCCAUAUUAUGCGCUCCAUCGACUAUCCUGCACUAUGCCACACCACCAAAGAGUUAAACCAUCCGGAGGUGCCGACUUUACCAGAGCAUCUUCCUGCUGACUUGUCAGAGCAGGACGACUUGCUGAAACUGAUCCAUCGUGUCAUUUUUGACACGAACAUCGUAGAGGGAGAGCUGGUGUGCAACAACUGUGGACGUAGCUACCAAGUGUCGAACGCCGUGCCAAAUAUGCUGCUCGAAGAGGAUGAACUGUAA